AUGGACGCGGCACAAAUCACGCAGUUAGUCACGGCCGCAGUGGCAGCAGCCCUGCAGGAUCAAGCCGUAUUGACGGCAAUCCGUGGACCGGCACAACCAAGGCCACAGGCAGCCGCAUUCGCAGUCACUCCAGCAGGCACCGGCAACACGGCCUGGGACUUCACCUCCGGUACCGGUCUCAAGAUCUUCAUUGCGGCGACGUCCCCCUUUACCCCGCAAUACGACGGAAAGGAAGCCACAUUGAGAGACUUCCUUCGCAAAGUCCGAAAUCGUGCAGAAGCUUUCGGUUGGACUGGCAUUCUCAUGGUGAUCGACGCCGACGGCACACCCAGGAACAUUACGUUGGAAUACGGGUGCCUGACUCUAGCUCGGGUCAAGGAACACGCGAUCACGUACCUUAGGCAGGACAAUCGCGAACAUCAAGCGUCAGCGUGCCUACGACAACUGAUCAUUGGUUCGAUCACGUCUGGUCUAGCCGACAAGCUUGCCAGUCGCAAAGCCAAUUUCACCGUUAACACUGCAGCAGCAGCACAGGUAGGCCAGCCAGCUCCAGCUCCAGUGUUCAAAGAAGACGGAACGUGCAUGCUGUUCGACAUCAUCAGAGUCGUGUCUGUCGAGACCAAGGCCACCGUAGCGCUCAUCGUGAAGAAGCUGGCGAACCUCGAGGUCCUUAUGGAAGAGUGCAAGUCUGAUAUCGGAAUCUUCAAUGACAAAGUUGACGAUCUUGUCAACCAACUCAGGGCGCGCAACAUCCAGGUGCCGUCACUGAUCAACCCACUCUUCGAUGGAUAUAGCAAUUGUGCCGAUAAAACCUUCACGACGUACAUCUCUCGCAAGCAAGAAGCUUACGAGGACG
This is a messenger RNA of Seminavis robusta, 856 nucleotides long. Lineage: Eukaryota; Bacillariophyta; Bacillariophyceae; Naviculales; Naviculaceae. The record is from the annotation of a GenBank genome assembly.